GCAACUGGUACGUACGUCGCGUCGUUCUGUGCGUGCGCGCGAGCGCGAGUUUCAACACAUCUCUCCGCCGAUGCGUUCUCCAUUCGAUAUAACAACAUAUCGUAUUGGCGUCGCACCGUUCCUCCGUUUUCCGUUGUCCGUUCGUCCGUACAUCGCGCGGAAUCGCGGUCACCGGGUCGAAUUUCGAGAACCGGGUCUCGUCGCGCGGCGGGACACGUCCGUCCCGUGCCCGCAACGGAGGUAACGAGAUGCGUAGGAAGCCGCCAGCAUCAGGAUCGUCGAUUGCGUCGCGCAUCCCGUGAGGUUCGUGAAACCGGAAGCUGUCCUUGGAAUCGGAACCGGCGAAAUGAGGUGUCCGGUAAAUAAGGACGCUCAAUAACGAUGAUAAAAAGUUGAAAAUCGCGGAGAGCGAUUUGUAUUGUGAUCGAAAGUGAUUUCGCGAAGAGAUUAAACGACGACCUAUUUAACGAGUAUCUAUUUAACCGAUAAACGCCGAUUGUCGCGGAAUCGAUCAAACUUGGCGACGUAAUAAACCAGAGAGCGCGCAAAAAAAAGAACUUUUUCGUCCGGGAGAGAUCAUGGUGUGACUCGUGUGCGAUCGACAUAGAGAUCUCCCGGGAGAUCGACGCGAGAUUAUCCGGUGAUAGUGAUUCGGUAGUGAUCGGUUGUGGUACUGGUGCUUGAUACGUAGCUGCAAGUCGGAGAUCCGUUAGCGCUUGAGCCUCAUCCUCAUCGGUUUACUCAUGCUGGGAGUGCUGAAGCGGCGCUGGAAGCCAUCGAAAAGGGCUUCCAGCGGCCGCGGACCCGACUCACCCCUCAGCUCGGAUCUGGCGCUUGACAAGCCUCGUCCCAUACCAUCCCCCCGACAAAUCCACCCCUUAUACGGGGAAAAGGCCGGGCUUUUGGGUUACUGCGACACGGUCGGUAAUACGGAGAAUUUUCCACCAGCCCCCAAUAUCGUCGUGGAGGGUGGUAGAAUCGAGUUUGUGCGCCCUUCGCAAGAUGGCACGACGACACCCCGGAGAAACACCAUGUCCAGAGCUUCGCAGACCUUCAACGAGCAACCAGAGGAGAAGUCCGAUCCCGCCAAGGAAAGCUUGGAGGAGCGAGUGCAAGAACUGGAACAAGCGUUGCUGGCGGAACGUAUCGCGGCUCAACGAGAUCGAGCGACGAUCACAAAGUUGCAGCGGCAAAUUAACAAGAGGGAGGCCACGCAACGAGAUGUGGAACGAGAACGCCGGCAACGAAUGGAGGCCGAAGCUCGGGUACGCGAAGCUACGGCUGAAGCUGAAAGAACACGCUCGAGAGUUCAUCAUCUUCAGAGAGAGCUGGCCAGGAUGGAGGAGUCGUCGCGGAGCUUGCUGCAACAAAAGCACCGGGCCGAACAGCUGAAGCAGGAGAAAACGGCACUCACACUUUCCUACGAGGCACGCGUGCACCAGUACCAGGCGCAGAUAUCGAAGCUACAGCUAGAGAACGAGUCGAUGCGAGGUCAGCUGCGCGGUCUCGAGGCAGCAUGCGCCGGUGAAGUGCAUGCCGCGCUCGUGGCACGUCUGGCGACCCUGGAGACGGAACACGCGGCCCUGGCGCGGGACGCCGACGCCCAGCGUCGGCAAUACGAGCGGUGCCUGGACGACGUCGCCAACCAGGUGGUCCGCGCUCUCCUAUCCCAAAAGGGUCUCAGGGAGGAAAUAGGCGCAUUGCAAAGACGUAUACGAGAGCUUGAGGCUCAGAAUCGAGCAUUGUCGGGACUCCUGGCGCAGGCUGCCAGUCCUGGAAGUCCCACCGAACUGAUCCAAGGAAUUCUUGAGGCCGGUCCGGCCGCGCUAGUGGCCGCUUUGGGCCUGGAUCCUUCUUGGGUACCUCUGUCGAGGCCGCGUUCCCUCAACUUACAGAUACCCGUGAUGGCGGCUACUAAGUGCCGACGGAACAGACCUCUUGCGCAAAAACCCUCGGAGGAGGAGGGCAGCGAGAGUCCGGAGAGCGGUAAUCGCGACGAGGGUUACUCAACCAUGUCGAGCGAUGUUCAGGGCGAGGGCACGCGUCAGGAACCGUCCGCGCGAGGUCUCGAGGAUCUGAAGGAGGCCACCGACGAGACUGAGGCCGAUGUAUCGCCGGAUGCACGUCUCGUCGCCCUCGACGCUGGCGAUCCGGACGUUCUCUUCCUACCUCUGAAUCUCACGGUGGGCAUCAAUCCGCGCCACAGUUAUCCGCCGACCAAGGAUCUGCUGCCAUAUCAGCACGUGAUGCGCAGCUUCUCCGACAGCCACCUCUGCCUCAAGCUCACCACUACCGCGAAUUUCACGCCAUAUAAGCUACCCAGUCCCAUGGGCUCGUCCUCCCUUCUACUGGUGGAGGAGGAGGGCUGGGACGCCGAGUACGUUCAACAGUGGCUCAGGCUCGAUGACAGUAGAAGCGCGCAACAGCAUCGGGACCUACUCGAAUUGGAGUACGACAGAGCGGAGCUGGAAGAUUGGAGCUUCUCCCUGUCCACGGAGGACCUCGCACAAAAUGAAUCUGCAAUGUGGAAGGAGCAACCGGCUGCUACAAAUACGCCCGCUCUGCCGGCAAUCAAGGAGCAUAAUCUCCUGGAAUUGGAGGAGGACGCGAAUGAGUGCCUGUGGAACGGUGCAAGCUAUCUCGCCGAUAGAACCGGAGGAGAAUUGGUCGCGCUUUUAAUGGACGCGAGAGCGACCGGACCCUGGCCAUAUGCUUCGAGUCCUGGUGCAUCCUGGAGCAGCGAGGAAGGGGUCUUGGAAAAUUCGAGCAAGCGUUCAUCAGCGGCACUGUCCGGCUGCAGCGACGAUCCCGAUACUCCAUCAAUUGGCACCGAUUUUACCAGAGACUUUUAUCGGCUAGUAAAGUUCGAGAGCACCAAGAGCUUGGCUAGCACAUCGUCCAGGAGUGGCAGACCGCCGCCGGAUAGAGAACAAGCACUUCAAAGCGUCCUGUCCUUUAUUGCCGAGCAACAGAUGUACCUCGCGGAAUUACCGAACAAUCCCGUGGAACCGCAUAACAUUAUGUCUCACUCGGCCGAAGUAGUUACAGAAGUGGGCACUAACAAAAGUGAUUCCGCGGGAGAGGCAAUGGUCACGGAAAUGGAAGGAUCGUGCGUUCAAGAAAGUAGAGAUAAUACCGGAAAAGCUAUCGAAACGAGCAGCAACGAUGAGCUACUCGAUCAGAUACAGGUACCACCAUUAGCACCUGAGGAAAGGAUUGUAAGUGCCGUCUCGUGUAAUGGCGGCAUCUCGUAUACAACGGUAGCGCCGUCGGAAUUGGGAGCCGUUCCCGAGGAAGAUGAAGAGAUCGCGACUUCCUCUACGCCCAGUACGGUUGUAAGCCCGGCACGAGCAACUCUUUUCGUGGAGGGUAGGGAUCGAACAUUGAGUUUUCACGAGCGCGCCACGUCCAAAGACGUUAUAGACGAACUGAAUCGCAUGAUUCGUAAGGGCGAGGAUCACACUACCACUAUCACUAACAAUGAAUCGCAGGUAGUGCUAGAGAAACUGGAUCUCGCUUGCUGCUGUCCAACAGGAUGGGUUCACGUUGAACGCGAUAUUGACUUCACCGACCCUAAAGCCAGAGCCAAUCUCUUAGAUGUGAUGUUAGCAAGCAGCGAAAGUUCCUCGGCGACAUCAAGCAGUGGUUCGGCGGGCAGUGAUUCGGGGGAUGAACCACCUGAUUACCGCCACUUGCAUAGAUUACAUCGAUACCGACGACAAAAGAAAGCGUCGGCGGCCCAGGCGCACCGCGUCCUCCGAUUGCCGUCUACCUGGGGCUCGUCGCGGCCAUCGAUCAUCGGUCGCGGUGACGACUUCUUCGUACGUUAUGGGGACAAGGAACGCGAGGCGGUGGCCUCUUUCGACUUCCUCGACGAGUUCGUUGCAGCAACGAUGGCGGCCUCCUCCUCCUUGCUCGGUUCGGAUGGCAGCCCCCUCGACUUGGAUGAUGACCUGGCGCCGUGUGUCGACCUCAACAGUGACAUCAUGAAGCUUUCACCACUUUAGGAAUGAAAUACCGGGCCGAGAGCGCGCGCAAGUCUUUCCCAAGUAAAUAAAUUAGGCCAAGUGUCUUUUGGAUACCGGAAAAUCUAGUUUUUAAUUUUUUCUUUGACGAAAUUUUUUUUUAUUUCAAAUGUUUAAAUUCUCUAUUUUUAUUUUUAACAUAUGUAUAGAAAUGAGAAAACUAUAAUUUCAAAUUACAUUUUUUCAAAAUUUGAAAAAGAAUAUUGCACGGUAAAGGCUCGCGAAUCUACUAAAUGCAGCAUCAUUGUUUGCUUCAUGAUCAUGCCAAUUAUAACGAAUCAAAAUGACGAGCUACUUGAUGGUGGUUUGAUCCUAUUUAAUGCAGUGAAAGAUAAAACAAUAAGUAACUAUUUGCCACCGAUGUUAUAAUAUAUUCUUUCAUCAUCGACGAAGAUCGAUUAUUUUGAAAUAUUAGGCCAAUAUCGUUCAUCACGCUAUUCGUUUACGAUGAAUAAGAAAUAUUAUUCUAUAAUGUUUUCGACACCGCGCGUUUCGAGUCUUGAAAUUUCGUAUAAUUGUGUGAAUUUUCUCCUAUCACAUGAAAUAAUUGGAAAACUUAAAAACGUCGCGUGUCAAGAUAAAUUAACGAUUUAAGACAAAUAUUUAUCUUGUCUUUUUUUUCUGCGAGCUUCCUCUUAUUCGAGAUACAAAUAACCCACUAUAGUACAGUCGAAUGUAAAACAGAAAAGUGAGAAAUCAAUGAGAGUAAGUAAUUUAACAAUAAGCUAGAUCCAAGAUGGAUUCAGGUUCCUAACUAGAUUCAGGCUGAUCCUUGAUUGGAAUCCAGUCUGCAAAUCGAGUUAAAUAGGACAACAUCUCUAUUAUCACUAUCUCUAAUAUCCGAUUUCAGUAUGCAGUCAAAAUACAUAAAUUUUGUGUUAUAUUCGCGCUGUGCUUUGGUGCGCUAAAUAAAAAGGAUCUACUAAUGGGUAUGUGCGGAUAAAUAUUAGUCAAAGACUUAGCGAUAAGGAUAUGUAAGUUGUAGUCGACCUGUGACAUUAAAAUAGCAUAUACGGCGAGCACAAAUCGCCACGAUUGGAAGGCCCUCGAAAAAAUGAACGCACACUAGCGUCAUAGAUAUAGCUGCAAUCUUUUUACAAAUAUUUCGGAUACUGUAUAUCACGAUUGUUACAAAGAACAGGAUCUUUCUACUAACUUAAAAAAAGAUUAAACAACAAAAUUCUUUUAUAAAUAUUGGAUUCGUCAGGAAAUAUAUUAUGCAUAAUAGUUGAAUUUCUUCUCGCAACGAAUUAAGACGUAUCAUAAUGAAUUAAUACGUAUCAUAAUAAAACAAAGAUUCAAUGUUUGAAAAUGAAGAUUUUUUUGUAAAUGAGAAUUUAACAAUUCGAUAAACUCCGCGAACUUAAUAUUUAUGAAAAAAAAACUAUGGAGAAAUUAUUUAAAUGGCUCUAAACUGUCAGAGAUCUUGAUUGUGAUUGAAAGAAACGUCGUUUCCAUCGAGGAUGGUGCAUUUUAAACGACACAAGCUGUCAUUGAAUCAUUGUGAUGACUUCCGGGGAAAUAUAUGUCACAGCGCGGUCACCUUCCAAAGUGAGCUUAGAGAGUGUAGACUAAGAGGUAGUUGUAUCGAUUUUCUAUGAAUUGUUAGAUAUUUUAUACUCCUUUACUCCCUCCUCCUACCUUCCCGUCAAUCGUCGAAUGAGCGUCGAAAGAUUCGCGAAGAUCGUUAUACGAUAAUUCGAUCUAUGCGCGACGAACUAUUUUCUUCUGUCCUUAGAGAUAUAAGAACGUAAACGAGCCUGUAAAUUUCGCUUCCAAACUUUGUAAUAUAGUAGAUUGUGAGAAAGAGCGAAAGAGAGAUAGAAAAAGGUAAUCUUGCGUAGAGAAAAAAAAUUGACAAAAUAACGCGAUUAUUUUGUCGGGCGGACGAAAGGGGCACUUCGGUGUAAUUUGUACGAAAAUUGUCACUCCGAGGCGAUUUUUGAGUAAUGUUUGGUCGAAUUAUAGACAUAAUAUCAUUAGUGUAUACGUAACUUUAAGAUAAUGAUAGAGAUCAAGAUUAUUUUACAUGUAGUUGUAUACCUGUAUGACAAGAGUAUGAGGAUCAAUAUUUAAGAUGGAGAGGAGGCUGCAUGGACGUUGAAAGUUGUCCUAUAUAUACUCGCGUUGCUACUGUUCUAGUCAAGCAAGUGAGAUCAUCAAUUAAUCUUAACAAUCUUGUCAAUACAUUAAUUAAUCUUAACAAUUUUAUCAAUACACUACAUUGUAUAGUGUAUUGAUAAAAAUGUAUCUCCUCGUUCAUGAACAAACAUUGAGAUAUAAAAAGAUAUUUGAAUAAUUUGAAAUAAAAUUUAACCCAUAGACGAUCUCAUCUGAACUCUGUAAUACAUUUCAUCUUCUUUCAGAUAAUAUUUUGCAAAUCUUUAAAAAAAUAACUUAGGGGCUAUAAUAUUUAAAUUAAUCCUUGUAAUACAUUAAUAAUACCUUAUACAAUCAUGAUCAUAUAUACAUAUAUUACUGUUAUUUAUUAAAUAAAAAUAAAAAUACGAAUCUAUUAAAUGAUGAAAAUUUCAUUGACAAAUAUAUGAAAAAGAAUGUAUUUUCUAAUGUAUGCCAAUUAAUCAGUGCUAAUUAACGGCUAUCUUAAUACGCAAGAUUACUUCCGUUAAAAUACGCUGUUGCUAUGUUAAUUUAAAUCAAAAAAAAAAUAUCGUAAUUUAUUUUAGUCAUUAUAUUUUAAUAUUAAUAAAAUGCAAAACUGGUUGUAGAAAAGAAAAAUUUAAUUUCUAAGGAAACAACUUUCGUCCUGCAGCCUGAAAAUAAUAGACUAACGACAUAGCUUUAAGAUGUUUGUAAGUUUUACCUGGGGACCGUACGGCCCCAUCUUUAUUCCCGGUCGCAGUAGCAGCAAAGUCAAAUGAUAAUCGCGAAAUGGAGAUAGACUUUUGCUGAACGACAUGAUGUACAUAGUAUGUAUUAUAGCUCAAAACGCAGAUGUAAGCAAUCCUCUCUUGAACUUAAUAAAUAAUGACAAUAUAUGAACGUAAAAAAACUGGUCAUUUGAAUUGUUGUCAUUUAUAUUUAUUUAUUGAUGUGCAAAAUUGAACAUGCAGUUUUAUUGCGCAGCAAUAGUAAUUGCAUGUACAUUAUAUAUCAAAAACGACGAAAAAAAUUAAUCAAAACCACGAUAUGCACAAAACAACAGUUCAAUAUUAUGUAAAGAUUUUAAUUUCAAUUCAAUAUAGCGAAAUUGUUAUUAUCAUCAAAAGAUAAUAUUCAAUUGACGUUGAUUAAAAAUAAAGAGCUUUGAGCUUUUAAAAAAGAAUAUAUUCCCAGGAAAAAUAUUCUUUCUAUAUGAUAAUGCAAAAAUAAUAAUCAAAGUAAUUUAAAACUCUAAAAUUAAAAUAAUUAGUCGAAGAAUUAAAAAUAUGAUUAUGCGAUUAAAUAUAGCACAGUUAUUUGGUCUAUAUAAUACUGAUUGAUUUAAUCUCAAAACGUUGAAUUAAUUUUUGAUAUAAAUUUGGGCGUGUCGAUUUUAAAUUCGUAUGAUAAAUUAACUUGUACGCGUGCGAGAUAAGGAAAUUCAAAAAGUUGACCUUGACUUGCAAAUUAAAAAAGGUAACAAAAUUUCGGCCGUUUACGCGGCAAAUGUUCCCGCCAAAAAAAAAAAAGCGCGGGAAUACUAACAUCGAUAUUACGACACUGUUGCAUUGCAUAUCGAUUUUUUCGAAUACUCACCGUGAGAUGAUAAUAAAUGCUAAAUAACAUUUAUUAGCAAUAGUAACAGAAAAAUGAGUACAAAAAAGACACAUUGAUUUUAUUUUUCGCAUUUCUCAAUCAUUAGUUCUAAAUUUGAUAGUCGUAAAAACGAGGAAUUAUUCACGCGUAAAUCGUGGAUCGUAUUUAAUGAACUAUCUAAUGACGCGAUAUCGAAUUGAAUUGAAUUUAACGCGAUAACGAUUGACAAAGCGAUUCAAUGACUCGUAAAUGUAAAAAAUUAUAUCCGAUAUAUCAAUUUCUUAAUGUAACAGCAUUUGUCGUUAAAAGGAGAUAUGGAUAUGGCGUCGUUAUUGCAGACGCGGAGAGAUUUAUUCAUUUAUUAAUAGGUAAAAAUUAAAGGAAAGGAUUUACUUGAUUACUGUUAUUUUGCAUCCCAUCCUGAUUCUUGAUUCGGUAGUUCAGUGGACAUGAGAAGAAACACACACACAGUGUUUGCUUGAAAAAUAAAUCACACGGCCACUUUGUUCACGAUAUGUGAUGCGAUGGACGGUUCGAGUUUAACUGACUUCAAAUUCAAGGGGGCGUCUCGGUUCCAAGGGCGCCACUCACAAGUAUGAAGAUAGCCGAGGGAGCAGGCAGACAACAUAGAAGUGAGAAAAAUGAUCGAAGGAUGCCAUUUUAGAUGAGGAGAAUUCACCUAAAAUGAAAAAGGAUAACAUAAUUGGCUAUUCAAUAUUGUCAUCACUUUUUUGAUUUGAAUAAAAAUCGUGUUCGGGAUAUCUAGCAGUAUGUUGUCAUCCUUAUUCAUCGCAUAUUAGCAGUUAAUUUCGGAACACAAUCAAAAUGAGAUACUUCAACUUAAAGUUGUACAAGCAACAUAUAUGUGUAUAUAUAUACAAAGAUAUGUAUUUUAAAACCAAAUACUUAAUACGCUGCUUUUUUGAAUGUAAAAAUAUAAACGAUAUAAAAAACAAAGCCCUAAUAAUCAUAAAUAUGUACUUCAGAGCAUUAUUCUCAUAUUUGUCAAAAACUCGCACAAAUACAUUUUCUCAUUCAGUUACUUUUAAAUGCUUAAAUUCUAAAUAAAAUUGAAAAUUAUGAAAAAAAUAUCAGUAGAGAUUUUUAAUACGUGAAAGUACGCUAAAUCAAACUAUUUUUUGCUGAUGUAAAAAAGAAAAAUCAAUCGCGUGAGUCCUUAUCCUUUUUCUAUGUUUAUUUAAUUAAUGUACAAAACUGGGCACAUAGUUUGACUCGCAAUAAAAGUGAUAGUAAUCGCUGGUACGUUUAUAUAUUAUAUCGAAAACGGCGAAAUAUAUAAUCGAAUAUAAUACGCGUUAUGUAAUAAUUUGACGAUGUAAGAUAAUCUAUAUCUAUGAGAAUUUUACAACUUCAUUUGAACAAUUAUUUCUAUAGUAUGCCCAGCUUUUAUAUGCGAUUUAUCGUCGCGCCUAUUGAUAAAAUAUUUAUACAAAUGUCCCUUCAUUUGUUUAUUUGUUUGUUAAGCACGGCGAUGGGAUUUCUUAAAGUAGUUUUUAUUACAAGAGAAAAAUACAUAUAGAUUUAUAUAGAUAAUAGCCAUACUGUGUGCUGUACAAACAAAGUGAAUUUUAUGUAAAAACAUAUAUGAAAACUCCGUGUUUUAAUAGCGGUUAAUCUUUUCUUACAGGUACAAUCUUGUAAUCUAUUAUGAAAAAAUCUUUAUAACGUUAACUUUGUAAAAUACUAUCGCUCUUCCGUAAUAAGUAUACCAAGUAUUUUGUUCGAACUCGAACUAAUUAUUCGGAACGAUAUAUGUUCAAUAAUUACACAACAGAUAUUUUAUUUUGUUUCAUGUUUUUCUAAUUGUUAUCGAGGUAUAAAUGUGAGUCAAAGCAAUACCGUAUCAAAAUAUAUAACCGUAUAAUCGUAUUAAAAAAAAUAA
Molecule: messenger RNA, 9627 nt
Organism: Cataglyphis hispanica
Lineage: Eukaryota; Metazoa; Arthropoda; Insecta; Hymenoptera; Formicidae
Exons: 16
Coding region: 744-4007 (1087 amino acids)
Source: RefSeq, a predicted model, not a curated record